Messenger RNA from Beauveria bassiana ARSEF 2860, 561 nucleotides. Its product is annotated as Defensin domain protein. The transcript has a single exon. The record is from RefSeq and is a predicted model, not a curated record. Lineage: Eukaryota; Fungi; Ascomycota; Sordariomycetes; Hypocreales; Cordycipitaceae. Bases 1 to 561 code for a protein of 186 amino acids.
AUGAAGUUCUCCCUCGUCGCAGUCGCUCUUGUCUCGACCGUCUCCGCCUUCUGCUGGGACUCCGUUACUUGCCACAACGGCGGCAACGCCCUGUGCAGCACGGUGUGCGUCCGCCAGGGCAACCCCAGAGGCGGCCGCUGCUUGCCCCGCGACGGCUGCCCCGGCAAAUCCAUCUGCGCAUGCUACCCCAACAAGCGCAGCAACGAUGAGGGUGCCGUCACGGUCAAAGCCGCCGCCGCCGACGACGACGACGACGCCGAGGCACGGCUCUGGGAGGAGGAGGUCCGGUCCGGUAUUGCUCCGUACGUUGCUGAGAGGGACCUGGACCGGCGCGAGGUGCGCGAGGCGGCCAUCGAGGCGGCCCUUCGCGACGUGUCCGGCACAGACGACGAGCACGCCGGCGAGGCGGCGCCGCCGGCGCUUCUCGCUACGCGCAGCGCCUGUUGCAGCUUGCUUCCGCCGGCCAAGGGGCUCUGCUGCGAGGCUCAUUGCUCGUAUAUUGGAAAACCGGGCGGUCAGUGCCAGGACAGGGGCAAAGGCGAAGUGUGCUACUGCAACUAG